AUGGAGGAUCAGCUCAGGAAUUUGGAGAAAAAAAUCGAGGAGCAAAAUGAAAAACUCGAGGAUCAAAACAAGAGGAUGGAUCAAAAGUUUGAAGAACUUUUGAAGGUAAUGCAAUCAUUCAAGGAUGCAAAUGAAUCACACUCUUCUGGCAGUCACAAUGAAAGAAAUGCAAACCACAUAACUCUAGGUAUGAAUCCUAAGCUGUCAUUUCCUAAAUUUGAUGGAAGCAAUCCUAGAAUUUGGGUCAAAAAAUGCUGUAAAUACUUUGAUCUGUGUAAAAUUGCUCAGGAUCAGAGGGUAGAUUUGGCUUCAUUGAACAUGAUUGAAAAGGCUGAAGGGUGGGUUAUGAACUAUUUGUCUGUUAGGAAGCAUAUGAUGGUAGAAUGGAAUGAUUUUGUAGUUGAUCUCUAUGCUAGAUUUAGGGAUAAUUCAGCCUUAAAUGUAGUUGAAACUUUCAAUAAACUACAUCAAGUUAGUACUCUGGAGGAAUACAUAGAUGAAUUUGAAAACCUAAGAUCUAUUAUGUUGAUGAAUAACCAUGUCCUUCCUGAUGCAUACAUGUUGGAAAGCUUCAUUGGGGGUUUAAAACCUGCUGUUAAGCCAUUUGUUAAGGCCUUCAAACCAGCUACCAUUGCUGAAGCUAUUGAUUUGGCUAGACUUCAGGAAGAAAAUCUAGAAGCUGUGUCUCCCAAACCUUACAAAACACCAAUGUACAAUCCUAAACCAUUGCAAUCUGUUCCCCUUUUACCAAACCCUAAACCACCAUUGUUACCCACACCCACAAAUAAGCCAAACACAAGCCUAGCCCUCACAAAAUAUCCACAACAAAGAACCAGAAAUUUCAAAUACAUUCCAGCUGAUGUAAGAAACCACAAAUGUCAAUUUAGGGAACCACAAUUGUUCACUGUAGAGAUUCCAGGUGAUCAGAUUGAGGAACUCAGUGAUUCUGAUGAAAAAGAGGUGACUGAAAAAGAAAUAAGUGAGCCCCAAAUAUCAGUGAGUGCAUUACCAGGAAGCCAAGGGUUCAGCACCAUGAGAGUUAGGGGACUAGUGAAGGGAAAACCCCUUCAGAUACUGAUAGACUCAGGUAGCACCCACAACUUUGUGGAUCUGGAUUUUGCUAGAAAAUUGGGUUGCAAACUAGAUAAAAUACCAGCUCAAGCCAUUACUGUGGCUGAUGGAAACCACCUUGCUUGCCAACAUAGUUGCCAAGGGUUUACUUGGGAAAUGCAGGGGGUCAGUUUUGUGACAGAUGUGCUACUGAUUCCAUUAGGGAGUUGUGACAUGGUGGUAGACCAAACUUGUCUAACCACAGAAGUGCAUCAGGUAGAACAAGAGUGUGAGGAAUUAAGGGAACUCAAGGUGACUUACAGUAUGGUCUUUGAGGAACCAACUGUGUUGCCACCUAUUAGAGGGGUGUUUGACCACUCUAUUCCACUUGACCCUGGAGCAACCCCUGUGAACAUCAGGCCUUAUAGGUAUCCCCUUAAACAAAGGGAUGUUAUUGAGCAACUAGUACAGGAAAUGCUGGAUAGAGGGAUCAUUCAACCAAGUGCUAGUCCUUUUGCAUCACCAGUGGUGUUAGUUGGAAAGAAGGAUGGCACAUGGAGACUUUGUGUGGAUUACAGAGAACUGAAUAGUAAAACAAUCAAAAACAAGUUUCCAAUUCCAGUAAUAGAUGAGUUGAUAGAUGAAUGA
Molecule: messenger RNA, 1698 nt
Organism: Spinacia oleracea (spinach)
Lineage: Eukaryota; Viridiplantae; Streptophyta; Magnoliopsida; Caryophyllales; Amaranthaceae
Exons: 3
Coding region: 1-1698 (565 amino acids)
Source: RefSeq, a predicted model, not a curated record